AUGAAAAAGGAUCACAUUUAUAAAAUCAAUCUAGUACUGGACAAGGAAACCCUUGACAUAGCACAAGCAGAGUGUGGGUGUCCUGCAGGAAAGGGACCACAUGCUAGCCACAAACACAUAGCUGCUUUGUGUUAUGCACUUGAGGAAUUCAGUCGUUUUGGAAAACUACCAGACUUUUUGACUUCAACAGAGAGACUGCAACAAUGGAAUAAACCACGGCCUAAGAAAUUGGAAAUAAUGCCAGUUGCAGAAUUGACAUCAAGAAAAAGUGAUAUUCUUCAAAGGAAUAAAAAGAGCAACAUGAAUGGGAGUUAUGAUCCUCACCUCCAGAAUACCGAACUCUUGAAAGGAUGGCUAGGUGCAUCUCCAGAUGGCAAAAUUAAAGAUUUGACAUCUCAGCAGUCAAAUGGUGUGAUUGAAGUUAAGUGUCCUUAUACUAAACGUGAUUGCACACCAGAGGUGGCAUGCA
Messenger RNA from Gigantopelta aegis, 469 nucleotides. RefSeq lists its product as uncharacterized. NCBI's taxonomy places the organism in Eukaryota, Metazoa, Mollusca, Gastropoda, Neomphalida, Peltospiridae. The record is from RefSeq and is a predicted model, not a curated record. The annotation marks the transcript as partial. The transcript has 2 exons.